Molecule: messenger RNA, 6870 nt
Organism: Scophthalmus maximus (turbot)
Lineage: Eukaryota; Metazoa; Chordata; Actinopteri; Pleuronectiformes; Scophthalmidae
Gene: ptpra
Product: protein tyrosine phosphatase receptor type A
Exons: 22
Coding region: 491-3016 (841 amino acids)
Biological process (GO): protein dephosphorylation
Molecular function (GO): protein tyrosine phosphatase activity
Source: RefSeq, a predicted model, not a curated record
CCAUUCUUCCGAUGCAGACAGACACACAACAUGGCGGACUAGAAUAGUCGGCCGACGCGCCCGGAUACAGCGGAUAAACCGUGGGAUUUAUUAUCCAGGAAGGCCGAGAAAGUUCCCCCCGGAGGAACGCUGCGUGCGGGGCGAACUGAGGAGUCUCCUUUUCGUGCCGGGGCGCCUCCCUUGCCUGGAUGUAGCCGAGGGAAAACUGACGGCGAAGUGUUGACUGUGUCCCGGAUCGCGCUAUCACCCAGGUCCCCCCCACCCCGCUCACACUCUCGGUUCCUGGGGUGUGGAGUCGGGGGCCGGGGUUGAACAAAACACACACACACACACACACACACACACACACACACACACACACAACGUGGAGGCGAAGGAGAGGAUAAACCCCUGCGUGGCUGUGAUUCCUCUUCUUGUUCGAACCCCUCCGCGGGUUUCCCCCUUCGGCUGCUACGGGAGUUGCGGACAACACCGUGCGAAUGAGUGAUUGAUGCCAACUUCGCUUCUUCAGGGCAGAAUGGGUGUGUGUCCCCUGCUCCUGCUGCUCAGUCUAGCCCUGGGGGCCUUAGCCCAGGAUCAUGUCCCCAUCACAAGCCCUCCAAAUAUCACUGCCAAACCCACAGACCCCCCGGUCGCACCUUCGCUCAACUUUACAGUCGCGGAGACACCUGCCCCCCCUGGCCCGGCCACAACGCUCGCCCCUGCAGUCGUCCCGGUGACGACAGUAACUACAACGACAACAACAACCACGAGCCCAGCUGAUGGAGAGGACAUACAACCCGAGGGUCCCGAUGCAACUGGCAAACUGUUACCAAUUCCACCUCCCCCAGCUCCGGCUCCAACCGAUGCCCCUCAGGCACCACCGAGCACCGAGCCUCUACCUCCUCCCACCGAGGUCGGCGGAGACAACGGGACCACAGCUUCGACUCCAGACGACCCGACUACAGAGACUUACAUAGAGCCUAUAUUCACCGUGGAGACAGAGACCACCACAGAACCUGAAGUGGAGUUCACCACAGACUCCAGCCCACAUGACAACAACCAGUCUGACGACAUGCCCAUCAUAGCUGUGAUGGUGGCCCUGUCCUCGCUGCUGGUCAUCAUCUUCAUCAUCAUCAUCCUCUACAUGCUCAGGUUUAAGAAAUACAAGCAGGCGGGAAGCCACUCCAACUCAUUCAGACUGACUAAUGGAAGAUCGGAUGAUACAGAACUCCAGAGCGUCCCGCUAUUGGCCCGUUCACCCAGCACAAACAGGAAGUACCCGCCCCUUCCCGUUGACAAGCUAGAGGAAGAAAUGAACCGACGCAUGGCUGAUGACAACAAACUCUUCAGGGAGGAGUUUAAUGCACUGCCAGUCUGCCCCAUUCAGGCAUCGUGUGACGCUGCUUCCAAGGAAGAGAACAAAGAAAAGAACCGAUAUGUCAACAUCCUGCCAUAUGAUCACUCCAGGGUGCAUCUCUCAUCUCUGGAGGGAGUCCCUGACUCUGACUUCAUCAACGCCUCCUUUAUAAAUGGUUACCAAGAGAAGAAUAAGUUUAUUGCAGCUCAAGGACCAAAGGAGGAGACGGUAAACGACUACUGGCGAAUGAUCUGGGAGCAGAACACGGCGACCAUUGUCAUGGUGACCAACCUAAAGGAGAGAAAAGAGUGUAAGUGUGCCCAGUACUGGCCGGACCAGGGCUGUUGGACAUACGGGAACAUCCGCGUAUCUGUAGAAGACACAAUGGUUCUGGUGGACUACACAAUCCGCAAGUUCUGCAUCCAACAGGUGGGAGAUGUGUCUGGGAAGAAGCCUCAGCGGCUCAUCACACAGUUCCACUUCACCAGCUGGCCAGACUUCGGGGUGCCCUUCACCCCCAUUGGCAUGCUCAAGUUCCUCAAGAAAGUCAAGAACUGCAACCCCCAGUACGCCGGUGCCAUCGUGGUCCAUUGUAGUGCGGGCGUGGGGAGGACGGGUACCUUCAUCGUGAUCGACGCUAUGUUGGACAUGAUGAACUCUGAGAGGAAGGUGGACGUGUUCGGCUUUGUCACCAGGAUCAGAGCCCAGCGCUGUCAGAUGGUCCAGACUGAUAUGCAGUACGUGUUCAUCUUCCAGGCGUUGUUAGAGCACUACCUGUACGGAGACACGGAGCUGGAGGUGACCUCUCUAGAGUCCCAUCUGGCCAAACUCUACACCCCCUCACCUGGAGCUGGCUGCAGUGGUCUGGAGGCUGAGUUCAAGAAGCUGACAUCCAUCAAGAUUCAGAACGACAAGAUGAGAACGGGCAACCUGCCCGCCAACAUGAAGAAGAACCGAGUCCUGCAGAUCAUUCCGUACGAGUUCAACAGAGUGAUCAUUCCAGUCAAACGAGGCGAGGAGAACACGGACUAUGUUAAUGCCUCUUUCAUUGACGGCUACCGUCAGAAGGACUCGUACAUGGCCAGCCAGGGCCCCCUGCAGCACACCAUCGAGGACUUCUGGAGGAUGAUCUGGGAGUGGAGAAGUUGCUCCAUAGUCAUGCUCACUGAGCUGGAGGAGAGAGGGCAGGAAAAGUGUGCUCAGUAUUGGCCCAGCGAUGGAGUGGUGGUCUACGGGGACAUCUCCAUCGAGCUUAAAAGGGAGGAGGAGAGUGAGAGCUAUACAGUGCGUGACCUCCUGGUCACCAACAACAGGGAGAACAAAGCUCGAGCGGUGCGUCAGUUCCACUUCCACGGCUGGCCAGAGGUGGGCAUCCCCACGGACGGAAAAGGAAUGAUCAAUAUUAUUGCUGCGGUGCAGAAACAACAGCAGCAGUCUGGCAACCAUCCCAUCACUGUGCACUGCAGUGCUGGCGCUGGCCGGACAGGGACAUUCUGCGCAUUGAGUACAGUCCUGGAGAGGGUGAAGGCUGAGGGCAUCCUGGACGUCUUCCAGACGGUCAAGAGCCUCAGACUGCAGAGACCCCACAUGGUGCAGACAUUGGAGCAGUACGAGUUCUGCUACAAAGUGGUCCAGGAGUACAUCGAUGCCUUUUCUGACUACGCCAACUUUAAGUAGGCACCUACCAUGGGUGGAUGGAUGGAUGGAGGAAUGGAUGUCCACAUACACUUUAUACAAGCACGCGCCAGAACCGACACACACAUACGUUACCCUGCAGAAAACUGCAUAUUCCCAUCUGAUGGAUUAAAAACAACAGCAACAAAAAAAGAAAAAAGAGAGACUCGUCGCAACUCGAUCUGUGGAUGGGAUGAACUGCCCGGAAGAAAAGGGAACAGACAUCUCAGCCCGGAGGACAGGGCAGUGCAGUCGGACAGAGAAAAUAACUGAGAUGCCUUCUUGAAUAUUUUGUUAUAUUGAUCUUGUCAAUACAGCCCCUCACCCCUAUUUCCCUACCACACGCCACCCACCCACCCCCCAUAUGUACAUAUACUCACUGUGUUGCAUCUUAUUACUUUGGUUUCAGACACAGUUUGGCUGCAUUUUCGGGUGGCACCUGUAAUGUAUUUUAUUGGUACAUAUAUAUAUAUAUAUAUGUAUAUAUAUAUAUAUAUAUAUAUAUAUAUAUAUAUAUAUAUAUAUAUAUAUAUAUAUAUACACACACACAUAUAUGGAUAGAAAUCUGAUGCUUUGGAGGCUAAUGUAAAAAAAAAAAACAAUCCAGAGUCAAGCUAAUGAUGUUUGGGAUUGUUACUUUAUAGGGACUGAGACUUAAGACGUUUUUGGCGUUGCCUGAGCCGCGCUGUAGCGACGUGUGCGGUAGCAGAACCCAGGAGUUUCUGCCUUUGCAGAAAAAAACCUGGAUUGUUUCAACUCCCGGACACAUACACACACAUACACACACACACACACACACACACACACACGCACACGCACACGCGCACACACACAGAGCCAUUUUUCAUUCUGUGCAUCUACUUGCCAUCAUCAGGCCACCUACAAGUGGAGAUCGGAAUCUCUGUGACGUAGCUCAAAGUCUCAGGUUGACACACACACACGCUAACACAUAAGCAUCCGCUCUUAAUACCAGGAGCGUUCAUAUUUUUUCGGGACAUGUUUGUGUGCGUUUGAGCUGUAGCAUGAGCUGGCAGCGAGGACAACUGCGUGUUUUCACAUCACCGUCUUCUCUCCGCCGAGUGCCGAGGUCUCUCGCUCACGUAGUCAUGCAGCUCCAGAGCUGGAGAGACUUCACCAGCCAAUGUUUUAGACAUUCAGCACGAGAAAGCUACUUUACUCUCCGACCAUCAGCAACCAACACAUUCCUGUGUUGCAGGAAUGUAGAGAAAAAUGAUUUUCUGUUCUUUCAUUUUUUUUUGUUGCCCCGUACAGUAAAGUAAUCCAAGGCUGAGGAGAAUUGGUCGAGCUUUUAAACUCAAACAGCACAGUCACUAACUAACUCCAAUAUUGCAUCAUAGAAAUCAACAAAUGUUAUAUACCCAGCAUAUUUCUCUUUUUUCUUGUUUACAGACACGCGUCAGUAUUUCUUUUAGAUUGUAUUGAUACAUUUCUUUUCUGUAUGGGCUUCCCUAUUAUUUCUUUAAAUCUAUGGGCCUCACAUCAACACGCCGUACUGUCACUGUUUUAAGAGUGAUUCCCUCAUGUCUCCCACCAUGAACACUGAUGCCGACGAAUGUUUCCUUUCAUUCAAAAUGCUGUUGCUAUGAUAUUCCUCAAAGAUGGAUGCGUUGUUACUUUUAGUAGUGGAGGUGUGCCAUGCGACGUUUGCAAUUUCUUUUCUUUCCUAAAUGCCUGUGCUGUGAGGACACUCGGGCUUGAACUACAGCUUUUUGCUAUUUUUAAAAAAUAUAUAUUUUAAUUUAUAGAGAAUUGAGGCCAUGCCCUUUGUGAUUGUAACGAAAGAUGAAUGAUGUCAGUAAAACACGGCUUCAGGUCAGCCCUAAUUUCAACUCGGGUCAGCUCAGGAAAUGACUGACGCCUGGAUUGUUUUCAAAUUUACAAACUGAACAGAUUGAGCUCGAGUUUUUCUCCGAGGCUGACCCGUGUUCAAAUGGUUUCAACUCCCACUGUUGGAGUCUCCAGACAUCAGGCCUCGCUUUAGAAUUUAAUGCUGUGAUGUUAAAAAUUCUAUUUCCUUUAGGGAUUUUUUGAGAUAUUUCAUUCUUUUUAAUGUAGAUUUUAACCAAAUGAGGCCCCGUACUUGUACAUAAUUUACAUCACACUCACACACAAACUAGUCUAAAUUACACUAACAAUCCCCAUGACUCGUAUGAAAAAGUAGGCGCACAAUCAGAUUUAAUUUAUUGAGAGUGGACGUCGUUGAACGUACGUGCUGAAUCUUCAGGACGGGGGCGGUUGUUGUCAAUGUUGAUUGUCUGAACACUCAUGCACUAUUUGCACCAAAAGCAAAGCCCUUAAAUUUCCACAGCCAAAUGAGGUCAGAAAGGCCAGAGAGAAGAUUUGGCCUUGAUAUUGGAAUAUGGGAACUAUAUUUGAACUCUUGACGCGCUUUCAGGUCUCGGACGCCCCAGGUCGAGCCUCCUGCGGGGACUUUCAGUAGCAGAUUUUUGAACUGACCAGUCACUGAAAUUGUUGGUUGUUUGUCCAUCAUCAUCAUCAUCAUCAUCAUCAUCAUCAUCAUCAUCGUCAUUUCAGGUCUUGUUUCAUUCCAAAGGAUCACAAGUGCCCGCACUGUUAGUUAGGUGCCAUGUUGUUCAUCGUUUAUUUAGUUUGUCACUUCCUGUGGUCCUUUAAAUAAUGGAAGAGGGGGAUUCUUUCUUGUUUGACUGGUCUCUCUGCGCCUGAAUUAUAUGGGUUUAUUAUCUAUGUUGUUGGAUCACGUCAUCGCUAUCUCUCUGUAAUUUGGCCACAAAACAACAAGACACUGUGCCAACCCUCGAGACCCGACCCACUAUAUUGAACUUAAAAAGUGCCUCAAGAAUGGGUUCUCAACACAAAUGAAUUUUCAUCUUUACCUACACUAUGUGGUGGAACCAUUGGCAUCCUCGGGGCUGUGCUUUGGAUUUCCCCAACUAGCAUGUACUUCCCAAACAUCACCUGCAGACCAAGGACAAACCUCUUUAGUUGAUUAGGCAAAAACCAAGACUGGGUCAGUCGUCCUUCCUUUGACAUUCCCUCGAGUCGCAUCUAUAUCGAGAUACCGAGAUCCUUGAUUGUGCAGAUCAAACCAUAUGAGGUCACUUUUAAUUCAUUUCUUUUUUGAUUUUAAUGGCUUCAUCUCAUUCCAUAUCAGUUGAACGCAGGGUCCAUGACAAGUAAUCAGUUGUGGAUAACCAAAUGUUAAACGAAAAUUCAUUAAAUUUCUCCCAAAACAAAUACAAUUGCAUCUUUUUACGCAUCACCACCGAUGGAAACCAAUUUUUCCUUGUUUCACAUCACUUUAAUUCCGGAAUUUUUGCCCCCAUGGAGCAUCUUCAGACUGUAUACAGAGAGGCAGACUAGUCUCAAACUUCCUCUUCUUCUCUCCACCUUUAUAUGUCCGUCAUGUCUCCACCCACUGUUGUCGUCUCAUCGCUACAUUUCCCUGGUUCACUUUGUCCUUGGACCAUUCUUUCCCGGUGGUCACUGCACCCACUCUCUUUUGUACAUAAAGUAAGGUUAUUUAUAUUUCAUUCCUGUCUGCUGCCUUGCUUAUUUUUAACCCGCCCCCCACCCCCCUUCUUUUUUUAAAGAUGUGUAUUGAACUGUAUUGGGACCAUUUUGAAAUGUAUUAGAGAUGUUUCGUUUUGGCCAUUUUUAAUUUGUUAUAAUUGUCUUAAGCAAAUCUUUUUUUCUUUUUUUUUUAAUUUGCCUGUUUGUUUCUAGUGUUCUGUUAUUCAACAUUUGAAUAUAUGUAUAUAUAAUUAUAUAUGAUAAAAUGAUAUAUAAUUAUAUAAUGCCAAAUGGCCUUCCUAAGCAAGAUACUGUUCAAACCUAAUAAAGUGCUUGAGAUUUUA